Adineta ricciae is the source of this 1083-nucleotide messenger RNA. The record is from the annotation of a GenBank genome assembly. Lineage: Eukaryota; Metazoa; Rotifera; Eurotatoria; Adinetida; Adinetidae.
AUGACAACAAAGCCUCUUCAAGUCGGCAUUCUCUUAUUUAAAUCAUAUCAGCUUUUGGAUGCUACAGGACCCCUUGAUUUGUUAACUAUGUUAACUCCUGAAUACAUUCAAAAAGCCGGAGCUCCGCCAUCACUUGCAUCAAAAGCAGUACCAAUGAAUUUUCAUUAUAUUUCUGAUUCUCUCGAUCCAGUUGCUCCUGCUGCAGGACCUUUACAAUUACCAACAUGCACUUAUACAACAUGUCCAUCUCUCGAUCUUUUCCUUCUACCAGGUCCACCACCUGAUGUUGAAUUUGCACCAGAAUUAAUUCAGUUUAUUCAAAAACAUGUUCAAGAAGCAGAUAUUGUAAUGAGUAUCUGCACUGGUUCAAUCGUUCUCGCUGCUGCUGGUGUUCUCAAUGGUAAAAAAGCUUCAACAAAUAAGAAUGUUCAUAAAUUUGCUAUUCAAAAUUUUCCUCAAACUCAAUGGACAGAAAAAGGACGAUGGAUUGUCUGUGAUAAAUUUUGGACGAGCAGUGGUGUUACUGCAGGGAUGGAUAUGAUGGCUGCCUUUUUGAUGUCACGUUAUGACCAAGAAUUAGUCAAAUGGACAUACCAAUUGUCUGAAUUUGUUCCUAAACAACAAGAUGACGAUCCAUUUACGUGGAUUUUAGAGGAGGCUAAAAAUCAUAAUAAACUUGAAUUUCACUUCACUUAUCAACUUCACCAUCACUUUAAACGAAUAUCAAACAAGGGUGAGGUAAAUUAUCAAGUUGAACAAUUCAAUAUCAACUGUUCUCAAAUCCUAAUGAAUAUGACUAUAACCAUCACCAUCGUGCGCAACUACAAUGAAACUUAUGCCCAACAAUAUCAAACAUACUGGAAUUCUUCUACCGACAUGACCCAUGUGCAGAAACCGUUCAAUUUAACCUAUCACUGGUUUUCUAUAUCAAAUAUGUAUAUUACGCGAGAGACUUUUCCAAAUUUUAUCGAAGCACAAUUUUAUUAUUCAUCGAACUCGAUACGUGUGACCAACAAUGGCACAUGGGAAAUGUCAGCCCAAACCAUCUCUGGAGAACUGUUACAUUUUCGAGGAACUUUCUAA